AUCCAACAAUUAUAAACAUAUAUAAUCUCUAAUUUACAUUGGUACACCUAGAUGCUACUAUCAUUUUCCCUGAUUUAAAUCAAACAAAUGUUGUUUGAUCACGUAGAUAUAAUUAUAAUUUUUGGUGGGAAACAGAAAAAGGAAAGUUGGAGAUGAAAUCAUAAUCUGCUUUUCAUCUGCCUUUGCCUUUCCCUUCUCUAUUUCUUUCUACUUUUAUUUAUUCAAUUCAAUUCAGUCCCCCCAAAAUCUAAAUCCCCAAAAUCAAAUCAUUUAAUCAAACAAAAUGAAACUACUUCACUUCCAUAUCAUUCUCAUUCUAUUCGUCACACUCCCUUUUUUUUCAGUUGUCCAAGCGACGUCGUUUAAGAUCGUAAACAGGUGCCGCCACACAAUCUGGCCGGGAAUCCUAACCGGCGCAGACAGAACUAUCCUAAACCCAACCGGGUUCACUCUCAAACCGGGUCAAUCCAGAACCCUAAAAGCACCCGUUUUCUGGUCGGGUCGGUUAUGGGCCCGAACCUAUUGCACACCCGACCCAUCUGGCAAGCUCACUUGCCUCACAGCCGACUGCGGGUCGGGUAAAAUCGAAUGCGAAGGCCGUGGGGCCGAACCGCCUGCCACGCUGGCUGAAUUUACCUUAAAUGGUGAUCAGGGUUUGGAUUUUUAUGACGUCAGCUUAGUUGAUGGGUACAACCUUCCAAUGCUUGUGAUACCGAGGGACGGUACAGGUGGCGGAUGCAGUUCAACUGGUUGUUUGGUUGAUAUAAACCGUGCGUGUCCAACUGCGCUCCGAGUUAAGGGUGGCGGUCGUAGCGGGGUCGUGGCGUGUAAGAGUGCGUGUGAGGCUUAUGGUGAUCCGAGGUUUUGUUGUAGUGAAGGGUAUAGUACCCCGGAAACUUGUCCCCCUACGGAGUUUUCACAGUAUUUUAAACAUGUUUGUCCGCGGUCGUAUAGUUAUGCUUAUGAUGAUAAGACGAGUACUUUUACUUGUACGGGUGCUGAUUAUAUCAUCAUAUUUUGCCCAUUGCCUUACACAAGUGAGAAACUGCUGGAAGCAAGGAAGGAAAAGGCGGAUUUGCCACUGGUGAACAAAACCAUGAUGCAUAUCGGCCACCACAGGCUAUAGCGCUUAGGGUAUCAGGUUUGGAGUUUGAACUAAGGUUUUACUUAACUUGGUAAGAUCAUGGAAAUAUGAAUGUUUUUGUUGUACAUUGGUUAGACUAGAUUUGUUUUGGACUUUUACUUUGUGGAUUGUUAUAGAUAGACUUACAAAUGGAAUAUUAGUAGCAGAAAUUGACUAAAUGACCGUAUGUUAAUCUUUUAUUCA
This is a messenger RNA of Erigeron canadensis, 1327 nucleotides long. Its product is annotated as thaumatin-like protein 1b. The record is from RefSeq and is a predicted model, not a curated record. Lineage: Eukaryota; Viridiplantae; Streptophyta; Magnoliopsida; Asterales; Asteraceae. Gene Ontology annotation, cellular component: extracellular region. Gene Ontology annotation, biological process: defense response. Bases 284 to 1126 code for a protein of 280 amino acids. The transcript is spliced from 4 exons.